This is a messenger RNA of Mustela lutreola (European mink), 5668 nucleotides long. It is a transcript of the gene PKN2, whose product is annotated as protein kinase N2. Gene Ontology annotation, molecular function: ATP binding; protein serine/threonine kinase activity; small GTPase binding. The transcript has 22 exons. Gene Ontology annotation, biological process: protein phosphorylation; signal transduction. The record is from RefSeq and is a predicted model, not a curated record. The coding region runs from base 408 to 3359 and encodes 983 amino acids. NCBI's taxonomy places the organism in Eukaryota, Metazoa, Chordata, Mammalia, Carnivora, Mustelidae.
CUUUUGCGACGCAGUGACAGCCAAAUGGUGCGACAGGAGAAGCUGCAGCUGCGGCCGUAGCGCCCCGCACCGAGAAUCUUGAGGCGGCUCCUGGCGUCGCCCGGAGGGAGCAACUGAGUGAACAGAAUCAGGCGCGGGCGGGCGGGCGGCGGCAGCGGCAGAGGCGGCGGGCGGCGAGGGGGAGCCCGCUACGAGUGCCCUCGCUCCCCGCCGCUCUCCAUGAACCGGGCGAAAUAAGCCGCACCUCCAGCAGGGGCUGCGCCUCCAUGAAUCCCUAGGUUUUUUUUUUUUUUUCUUUCUUUCUUUCUUUCUUUCCCCGCUCCUCAGCCCCCGCCCGGGGUCCCGUCCCGCCUUCUCCCUUCGCCAGCGGCGGCCGCGGCCAGGUGCGGAGUCCAGAGCGGAGCGCAAUGGCGUCCAACCCCGAACGGGGGGAGAUUCUGCUCACGGAGUUGCAGGGAGAUUCCCGAAGUCUUCCAUUUUCUGAGAAUGUGAGUGCUGUUCAAAAAUUAGACUUUUCAGAUACUGUGGUACAGCAGAAAUUGGAUGAUAUCAAGGAUCGAAUCAAGAGAGAAAUAAGGAAAGAACUGAAAAUCAAAGAAGGAGCUGAAAAUCUGAGGAAAGUCACAACAGAUAAAAAAAGCUUGGCUUACGUGGACAACAUUUUGAAAAAGUCAAAUAAAAAACUAGAAGAACUUCAUCACAAGCUACAGGAACUAAAUGCACAUAUUGUUGUUUCAGAUCCAGAAGAUGUUACAGAUUGCCCAAGGACUCCAGAUACUCCCAGCAGUGACCCUCGUUGUUCCACUAGUAAUAAUAGAUUGAUGGCCUUACAAAAACAAUUGGAUAUAGAACUUAAAGUAAAACAAGGUGCAGAGAACAUGAUACAGAUGUAUUCAAAUGGAUCUUCCAAGGAUCGGAAACUCCAUGGCACAGCUCAGCAAUUGCUCCAGGACAGCAAGACAAAAAUAGAAGUGAUUCGAAUGCAGAUUCUUCAGGCAGUCCAGACCAAUGAAUUGGCUUUUGAUAAUGCAAAACCUGUCAUAAGUCCUCUUGAACUUCGGAUGGAAGAAUUAAGGCAUCAUUUUAGGAUAGAGUUUGCAGUAGCAGAAGGUGCAAAGAAUGUAAUGAAAUUACUUGGCUCAGGAAAAGUAACAGACAGAAAAGCACUUUCAGAAGCCCAAGCAAGAUUUAAUGAAUCAAGUCAGAAGUUGGACCUUUUGAAGUAUUCAUUAGAACAAAGAUUAAAUGAACUUCCCAAGAAUCAUCCCAAAAGCGGUAUUAUUAUUGAGGAGCUUUCACUUGUUGCAUCACCAACACUAAGUCCACGUCAAAGUAUGAUAUCCACACAAAACCAAUAUAGUACACUAUCCAAACCAGCAGCACUAACAGGUACUUUAGAAGUUCGUCUUAUGGGCUGUCAAGAUAUUCUAGAGAAUGUCCCUGGACGGUCAAAAGCAACAUCAGUUGCACUACCUGGUUGGAGCCCAAGUGAAACCAGAUCAUCAUUCAUGAGCAGAACAAGUAAAAGUAAAAGUGGAAGUAGUCGAAAUCUCCUAAAAACCGACGACUUAUCCAAUGACGUGUGUGCAGUUUUGAAGCUAGAUAAUACUGUGGUUGGUCAAACGAGCUGGAAACCCAUUUCCAAUCAGUCAUGGGACCAAAAGUUUACACUGGAACUGGACAGGUCACGUGAACUGGAAAUUUCAGUUUAUUGGCGUGAUUGGAGAUCUCUGUGUGCUGUAAAAUUUCUGAGGUUAGAAGAUUUUUUAGACAACCAACGGCAUGGCAUGUGUCUCUAUUUGGAACCACAGGGUACUUUAUUUGCAGAGGUUACCUUUUUUAAUCCAGUUAUUGAAAGAAGACCCAAACUCCAAAGACAAAAGAAAAUUUUUUCAAAACAACAAGGCAAAACAUUUCUCAGAGCUCCUCAGAUGAAUAUUAAUAUUGCCACAUGGGGAAGGCUAGUGAGAAGAGCUAUUCCUACAGUAAAUCACUCUGGCACCUUCAGCCCUCAAGCUCCUGUGCCUGCUACAGUGCCAGUAGUUGAUGUACGCAUCCCUGAACUAGCACCUCCAGCUAGUGAUUCUACAGUAACCAAAUUGGACUUUGAUCUUGAACCUGAACCUCCUCCGGCCCCAACACGUGAUUCUUCUCUUGGAGAAAUAGAUGAAUCUGCUAAAUUAAGAGAUUCGGAUACACCAGGACAGGGUUCAGAAACUGUCUUUAAUAUUGAGAAUGACAGAAAUAGUAUACUUCCAAAAUCUCCAUCUGAAUAUGAGCCUGAUAUUCCUCAACCAGGCCUAGGAUACAGUGGUAUUCGAGAACUUGAGGAUAGAAGAUCCCAACAGAUGUUUCAGUUUAAUCUACAAGACUUCAGAUGUUGUGCUGUCUUGGGUAGAGGACAUUUUGGAAAGGUGCUUUUGGCUGAAUAUAAACACACAAAUGAGAUGUUUGCUAUAAAAGCCUUAAAGAAAGGAGACAUUGUGGCUCGAGAUGAAGUAGACAGCCUGAUGUGUGAAAAAAGAAUUUUUGAAACUGUGAAUAGUGUAAGACAUCCCUUUUUGGUGAACCUUUUUGCAUGUUUCCAAACCAAAGAGCAUGUUUGCUUUGUAAUGGAAUAUGCUGCCGGUGGGGACCUAAUGAUGCACAUUCAUACUGAUGUCUUUUCUGAACCAAGAGCUGUAUUUUAUGCUGCAUGUGUAGUUCUUGGAUUGCAGUAUUUACAUGAACACAAAAUUGUUUAUAGAGAUUUGAAAUUGGAUAACUUAUUGCUAGAUACAGAGGGCUUUGUGAAAAUUGCUGAUUUUGGUCUUUGCAAAGAAGGAAUGGGAUAUGGAGAUAGAACAAGCACAUUUUGUGGCACUCCUGAAUUUCUUGCCCCAGAAGUAUUAACAGAAACAUCCUAUACAAGGGCUGUAGAUUGGUGGGGACUUGGUGUUCUUAUAUAUGAAAUGCUCGUUGGUGAGUCUCCCUUUCCUGGUGAUGAUGAAGAGGAGGUUUUUGACAGUAUUGUAAAUGAUGAAGUAAGGUAUCCAAGGUUCUUAUCUACAGAAGCCAUAUCAAUAAUGAGAAGGCUAUUAAGAAGAAAUCCUGAGCGGCGCCUUGGAGCUGGUGAGAAAGAUGCAGAGGAUGUAAAAAAGCACCCAUUUUUCCGGCUAAUUGAUUGGAGUGCUCUCAUGGACAAAAAAGUCAAGCCACCAUUUGUACCUACCAUUAGAGGACGAGAAGAUGUUAGCAAUUUUGAUGAUGAAUUUACCUCAGAAGCACCUAUUCUGACUCCACCUCGAGAACCAAGGAUACUUUCAGAAGAGGAGCAAGAAAUGUUCAGAGAUUUUGACUACAUUGCUGAUUGGUGUUAAAUUCCUAGAUACUGUGAAACCAAGCAAACUGACUCACAAGAAGACCUCUUAACAAUAGCAACCCUUCAUUUGCUCUCUGUGCCACCAGUAGCUUCUGAGUUUUUUGUUUAAACACAUGAAGAUUUCUUAAAAGACUAUUCUAAAAUCUUCUUGAAAGUGGCUUCUUAAUGUAUUUUCAACGUAAAUCUGAGCACUGGAAACAGUUUCAUGGAGUUUAAGUGAAAUGAACAUUGGCCAUGAAUACCUAUCACAAAUGAAUACUUUUGGAUCAAUAGUCUAUUUAAAAAGAAAAGAAAAAAGAACCCCACUCUUCCACAGUCCCUAGCUAUGCCUUAAGUGAAAGGAAGAUUAAUCAUUUCACUGCACUUAGCUAUAUUUUACAAAAAGAACAAAAGGGCUUGGGAUGUUACUACUAUUUACAUAUAGUAAUUCUGUUUGAAUAAGGCAAAUGCUCUUUUUUUAAUGAAAUAACUGUAAUAUUUUAAAAAGUGCACAUUUUUUGGCUUUUUAAAAAAAAUGAAUUGAUGUCUUGUUUUGUAAAUUUUCUAUAUUUAUUAGGAAAAAAAUUUUUAUUGCCUUAUCUUUACCAACCAUGUUACAGAGCCUCAUAGCUUUCCAACAUAGCUACCUGCCAAACAAUUUUUUUGUUCAUUAAACCAUGCUGAAACAAACAGGAACAACUAAACAUCAGCAUUCACUUAAAAUUUUAAGAAUGAGGACUUCUGAUUAGCCUGAACCAAGAUACUGUAUUACCUGUAUGCAUUCCCAAAGUCUAGACACUUGAUAUGUUCAAUCAUACCUUCUUCCAAAAUCAAUGAACUAAUUACUCCUUUUUUGAUAUUCAUCGUACAUUUAUCAACCCAGUUUAUCUUGUUCUUGUGUCUACUGUAGAAGAGAACUAUAUCUGUUAAAACAUGGGGAUUAUCAUUGUAUACAUGCUGUGAACAUGUAUAUGUGUAAGUUGUAAUGUAUUCUAUGUUGUAGGUUUAUUAUUUAAUUUCACCACUUCAUCACUUUUGUACGGUGGCCAAGCAGACGCCUCAAACUCCAGCAUUUACGUUAAGUGCAUUUGUACAUUUUAGGCCACUGGAUCCAGAUUUUAUAUUGGCAGUUACUGAGGGCAAAAGCAAUAUAUUGUAACAGAAUGUAUAAAUAUUUUUGAUAAAACAGUCUAUAUUUUAUAAAAACUAUUAUAACACUAAAGCUGUACCUCAAAAGUCUCAAAAAUAAUUUGAUCAAAUACUUUUUACAACUUUACAGAGGAUCCAUUUGUGGCUUUUUUAAUGCUGUUAUAGGAAGCCGUGACUCUUCCACUUGCCUGGAGUUUUUUGUUUUUUUGUUGUUGUUGUUAGUUUUUGCACUCUUUUCCUCCUAGUCUACAACUUUACUCUUUUUCCUUAGUUCAAUAAUAACAUCUUUGAUUCUGUGCUAAGCACAUUAGGGUCAUCAUAUCUCAGGAAUAGCAAAUUGUUAACUAACUAUACUAAAUUCACCAUUUAAUCACAGUGAUCUCAUGUCUUAAAAAUUGUUCAAAUUUAAAUUCUAUGAGAAGCAUAAAAGCACAUUGAUUUAUAGAAAGUUUAUAUAUAUUUCAGCCUUGCUAGGUAUGUUGGCAUGUUUUUGUGUACUCUAAGAACAAUUAAAAUUGUUCAGAGGUAAUUCAUAUUUCCUUCCAAAUUAAUUCUUACCCAAGAUUCCUUGGGGGAGAAUCUUAAAGAAACAGGGAGCAGUAUGUUUUAAAGUUAUUUUAAAAUGCCAGUUAACUUCUUUGUUAAAGGACAGUAGAGGAUCUUAGCUUUAUCCAGCUUUAAUUUACAGUGUUAACACAACAUGAGAAAAACACUAAAUACUUUUGAGGUACAGUCUGCUCACCAUUUCUGGUUCUCAAAUAUGCAUAGAAAGCAAUGUCUAAAAUAGGCUUUUAGUAUUAAAAACUGACAUAGCAUUUUGUAACUACACAGUGUACAGAAAUUUUUUUUUUAAUUGAAGUCAAUCACUAAAAAAAUUAGAGGGCAGGGUAUAUCACACAAUUAAGCUGAAGAAAGCACUAAUAUUUUCUGUAGUUUUUAAAAUAUAUAUAUAUUUUAGUCAGAUUUUAAAAUUUUAAACUCUAUAGAGUGUAAAUAUAUUUUGCUAUUACUGUAUGUGUAAGUGACUGCUCAAGCACUUUGUAAGGAAAUUAUUAGUAUAUUUUAGAAUGGUACACUAUGCAUUCAAAUGAAAUGUGCCUUUAUGUCAUUCUAAGAAAGAAGUGUUUUGCAGUCAUAAAUUACCACAAAUGCACAAAUUAAAGUUUAAAUAGAUUAUAA